This is a messenger RNA of Rhinocladiella mackenziei CBS 650.93, 855 nucleotides long. RefSeq lists its product as uncharacterized. Gene Ontology annotation, molecular function: iron ion binding; monooxygenase activity; oxidoreductase activity, acting on paired donors, with incorporation or reduction of molecular oxygen. The record is from RefSeq and is a predicted model, not a curated record. The coding region runs from base 1 to 855 and encodes 284 amino acids. The transcript has a single exon. Lineage: Eukaryota; Fungi; Ascomycota; Eurotiomycetes; Chaetothyriales; Herpotrichiellaceae.
AUGGCGACAUUGUACGAAUCUCGCCCCACCGAGUUGUCCUGCAUCUACCCAGAAGCAUGGGCAGAUAUCUACGGCCAUAAAAACAGUGCCGAGCGAGAGUUCAGCAAAGACCCGACAGAUUUCCCUAUCGAUGCGAGGCGCAGGGAAUACAAUAUUAUCUCCUCCAACCACGAGAACCAUCGACGCCAACGCAAGCUGUUGUCUCAUGCCUUCUCCGAACAAGCCAUGCGCGGUCAAGAACCUUUGUUGAUGCAGUAUGUGGACCUGUUCAUCCAGCGAUUGCACGAACGGAAGGAUGAGCCUGUCGACAUCAUCCGAUGGCUCAACUUUACCACCUUCGAUAUCAUGGGUGAACUCGGGUUUGGCGAACCCUUCGGUUGUCUUAAAACAAGGGGUUAUCACGAAUGGGUUGAUAUUAUUUUCCAGAACGUCCGUAUUGGAAGUCAGGUCAACGCUGUCAAAUUCUACCCACUCGGCGAGUUCCUCCUAGAGCUACUGCUGCCGGAGAGUUUGAAACGGAAACGUGAUGCUCACAAACAGCUGGCCUGGGCAAAGGCAGACCAGCGAAUGCAACUCGGGGUGACCGCCCAUGGCGACCUCAUGUCCCAGAUCCUGAAACACAACGACACCAUAUCCGGCAUGAGCCACGAGGAGAUCCGUGAGACCACGAGUCUUCUCAUCAUUGCGGGCAGCGAGACCACCGCGACAGCGUUGUCAGGCCUGGUUUAUUUGUUAGGUAUGCAUCCCCACCCCUACAAGCGGGUAGUGGAGGAAAUCCGGACCGCAUUUUCCAGCGAGGAAGAAAUCACCCUCCUGACAGCGAGCAAGUCGACCCAUAUAUGCAAGCUUGUAUAG